Molecule: messenger RNA, 972 nt
Organism: Mesocestoides corti
Lineage: Eukaryota; Metazoa; Platyhelminthes; Cestoda; Cyclophyllidea; Mesocestoididae
Source: the annotation of a GenBank genome assembly
AUGGAUGGUGAUGAAUUCCUUAACUCGCUAAUUGGAUUAUUUGAUGAGGAGCAGAACGUUCAGGCCGGUAGGACACAAGUAUCACUCGAUAUGUGGGGUUCGUGUACACCUCGCAACAUAGGCAAGAAAAUGCGUCGCACUUCCUGCCUCAAGCCACUUCACAGGGAGCUGAUGCGACAAUUUAUCGACAUCUGCGUGAAAGCUGGCGUGGAAAGCUUCGUUUACGGUGGAACUGCGUUAGGUGUUUUUCGCGAGGGUGGGCACAUGAUUGCUUUUGAUUACGAUAACGACUUCGCCACACUUGAAUAUCCUUCUGGGGCAUGCGGCAACGGUAGCCUCUCGCAAUUAGCCAACUUUUGCGUUAGAGAAAAUAGUGGCGUCAACGUUGUGAAUAUUGAUUGCCUUAGACACGAUUCCCCGCUCAACGCCACAAUUCAGGUGGACUUUCAAGAUGUGUUUGCUUCCACGUCUUGGUUUUACUUGGACCAGGAAAAAUGUAUUCGUGAGAGGCCCUACACUGGAGUCGGAUCCAAACGCGCUAAGUUCUCCUUUACUCCCUAUGGAAUUCGAGAAGCUAUCCGAAAUGCUGAAUUGAUGAAACCUGCUCUUGCAGAGGAGCUUGCAAAGGACUUAACCAGCAUCCACAUCGACCUUUUUACCCUCUCACCUCAUCCUGAAUCACCAGAACACCACCUUCGCGUCAACUGGCACAAAAGCGGGGUAUAUGAUUCGUUGAACAAAAAGUUUUUAAAGAGUCACUUUUUCCCACUACAGGAGGUUACUUUUGAAGGCUUCAAGGUUCUAGCACCCUGCAACUUGGAAGGAUACCUCACCGAGGAAUACGGUUACCUGGAUAGGGACGCUAUGUACGAUUCAAGUAGACAGUGCUAUAUCAAAAUACCAGACAACCUACGGGCCUUAUUGCCUCGGUCCUUCGAAAGAUAUCUGUUGAAAUUUUCGUGUAAAACCUAG